AUCUACCUUGCUUUCUUGAUUCUUAUGCCAUUCUCUGACGUUGGGCUCGCUGAUCGCUUCGAAGCCUGUUCGUUAGCUAUCUAAGCAAGAAGAUAUCGAGAUACUGGUAAGUAUCAAGACGUCGGGACAUCAGGACAUCGGUCCAUCCUAGGCCUGCGUACCGAACGAAUAUGGCCGUCGAUGACGAGCGUCAGAACGUGCCCGGCGAUGGCAUCGUAAGCUCCGGGGCCUCUAGCGUCACCGAAGUUCCCCUCAGAAGUCAUGGGAGCUUUUGGACGGAAAGGGCGCCAGACUCGCCGGGCGUGCCACCGCUUUCUGCCGGUUCCAUGAUAAUGAGCGCCGGGACGCGGACGCCUAUGCGAGAUGACAUGUGGACGAGUGGCGAUGAGAGGGAGAAGGAUGGUGUGGAGGGUAUCGAGAGGGAAGAAAAUGAAGACAAUGAAGAUAAUGAGAGACGUAUCAAGGGUCGGAGCCUGACCAAAACCGAUACUAACAUGUCCAUCGCCGCAACGCUUCCCUUCCCUCAAGAGGCCCUAUUCGUCAUGGUUAUUUGUUCGGGACAGCUUUUCACACAGGCCGGUCUCGGUCAAGCGAUCAGUAUCAUCCAGACCAUUGGCGACACCUUCGGCAUCACGAAUCCUGGAGAGUUGAGUUGGUUCAUGGCCGGAUACAGUUUGACGAUAGGAACCUUCAUCCUAUUUUCGGGAAGGCUGGGAGAUUUAUAUGGCCAUAAAACCAUGUUCUUGAUCGGCAUGGGUUGGUAUUCUAUCUGGAGUGUCAUCUGCGGACUUGCUGUCUACUCGAAUCACGUCCUCUUCAUCUUCGCCCGCGUCCUCCAAGGUAUCGGUCCCGCAGUCGUCCUUCCGAACGGGUUAGCUAUUUUCGGCGUUACCUAUGCUCCCGGACGACGGAAGGAGAUGGUAUUCGCCCUCUUCGGUGCUAUGGCUCCUAUCGGAUCUGUCCUUGGUUCGUUAUUUGCUGCUAUAUUUGCCCUGGCUUGGUGGCCUUGGGCUUUCUUCGCAUUUGGUAUUAUCUUGGCCGCGACUAUGGUCAUAGGAUACUACGCCAUCCCCGAAGCUUCCAAUACGCAUCACCAUGAGAAGCCGAAAGGUUUCAAGGAUACGCUACAACAGCUCGACAUGGUGGGAACCAUUCUCGGUGUAGCCGGCCUCGUCCUGGUUAACUUCGCAUGGAACCAGGCUCCUAUUGUUGGUUGGCCCGAGCCGUAUGUCUAUGUGACGCUGAUUCUCGGCUUGCUGCUCCUUGCUGCGUUUUUCGUGUAUGAGUUGAGUUAUGCACAGAACCCGUUGAUUCCUUUCCACGCUCUUUCGUACGACGUAUCGUUCGUCUUGGGUGCUAUAGCAUGUGGUUGGUCUUGCUUUGGAAUCUGGUUCUUCUAUACCUGGCAGUUCCAGCUCAACCUUCGACACGAUUCUCCCCUGCUAGCGACUGCCAAGUUCGCUCCCGCUGCUUUAUCGGGAUUAUGUGCCGCGCUCUUCACAGGCUACUCGUUGCAUCGUCUACGACCGCCAAUUGUCAUGACCAUGGCCCUCGUCUUCUUCACGGCAGGUAUAACCAUCCUCGCGACUUGUCCCGUCGAGCAGACUUAUUGGGCACAGCUUUUCGUCUCGAUCAUCGUUAUGCCUUGGGGUAUGGAUAUGAGCUUCCCAGCAGCGACCCUUAUUCUGUCCGACGCCGUACACCGAAAACACCAGGGAAUCGCUGCGAGUUUGGUUAACACGGUAGUAAAUUACAGCAUCUCGUUAGGUCUGGGAUUUGCGGGAACGGUCGAAACGCAGGUCAACAAUGGUGGAGGAAACCCAGUGGAUUUAUUAAAAGGGUACCGAGGAGCAUUUUAUAUGGGCAUUGGCCUUGCCGCUUUAGGUGUGGCUGUAUGUCUUGCUUUUGUCGCUAAGAGCAGGAAGCACGAAAAAACAAAUAGACAAGAAGAGGCUUGAUGGGCUUGAAAACGCCUCACACUUUUACCGACUUUGCCCCAGGUUCUAGACUCCAGGUAUUAUAUUUCGGCUCAACUGUCUUAUCGGUUCUCGAUGGGAUGUUCAAAUCCUGCAAGAUACCGGUUGUCAACCAUGCAUGUCCUUGACGAAGGCCGCGUAAUCCCUGCCUGUCCGAGCACACGAUAUCUUCAUAUCAACGACUAAAACAAGGUUAGAUGGGCAGACGGGCAGACAGACGGGAAUUAGACAUGGGAAAUCGAAUAUGUAUGAGGAAUGAUUUUGGAAAUGGGAAACUUACAUUUAACAUGAUACCACACUUUUCAUUUAGCGGUGUAUAUUUGUCUACGGCAUAGAGACGAGAGCACCGUAUUACUAAAGGCUGCGGGGUACGCCGAGGUAUAGAUUAUAGCGCGCAUUCAUUCAUCUGUAUCAUGACUUGUAUCCAUAGGUAGCAUUGUAUUGUUUCGGGUCGAAAUAGAAAUAUCUUAAAGACUUCUUACAUACCACCUAAGUAGUCGGGCAUCGUCGCUUUUUAUGUAUU
Messenger RNA from Annulohypoxylon maeteangense, 2499 nucleotides. RefSeq names its product MFS general substrate transporter. Gene Ontology annotation, molecular function: transmembrane transporter activity. Lineage: Eukaryota; Fungi; Ascomycota; Sordariomycetes; Xylariales; Hypoxylaceae. Gene Ontology annotation, cellular component: membrane. The record is from RefSeq and is a predicted model, not a curated record. Gene Ontology annotation, biological process: transmembrane transport. The coding region runs from base 171 to 1958 and encodes 595 amino acids. The transcript has 2 exons.